AUGAGUCGCCCACUACAUCUGGACACGCACGUGGGACAUGAUCGGAGAUACUCGUUCAUGGAAACUCCUCUUGAGAUGCAUUCCACCGCGCAGUUUCCAGAGUCAAAUUCCCCUCCGUCAGUACCCACAAUGUCGAGUUCAGCUCAACAACCGGCGAUAGAACCACCCAGCGAACAGCUUGAACAGUCAGCCCACCGCUUUGCUUCAAAUGAAAAAGAACGACAUCUACAAGAGGAGGGUAUUAUUCCCACAUACUCAAACUAUCCACCGCCAGACCAGCAUCCUGCUCACUAUGCACCAUAUGCCGAACCUCCUCAACAUCCCCAACCUGUUCAAUCGCCGCUAUACUCGUACAGCCCCCGCAGCCAACCCCCAAAUUCACCAGGGCCCUUACCAGUAAAAAUGAACCCCGAAGCCCCCCAAAGAAGCGAAACCUUUUCUGUCGCCCCCGAUGCAAAUCCACUCCAGUCGCCGAAAUUGCCAUACUUCCCACCUCCCACCGCCGCACCGGCUUCGCAAGCGCCCACGGUCGAAGACUUGAGCUCGUACCAUCAGCCCGGACAGAUAAUGCACCCGAAUCAAGAGGUACAAGGUGGGACCUGGAGUCACGGGCUUUGCGAAUGCUCGAACAUUGGAACGUGUUGUCUAGGUGCAAUCUGCCCGUGCAUUCUAUACGGCAAGACGCAAUACCGGCUAUCAAUGAAAUCGCAAAAGGGGGACCCGACCAAUAUGCUGGGGUACGAGAUUUGUAAUGGAUCUUGCACUUGCAUGGCUCUGUUGUGCGGGUGUCAAUGGCUACUGGCUACCAUCCAGCACACUCGAACGAGAAAGGCAUAUGAUAUCAAGGGUAAUAUUGCAUCCGAUUAUGUUCGGGCGACCUGCUGUACUUGUUGCACUUUGAUUCAAGAUGAGAAGGAAAUUCAGAAGCGAGAAGAGCUGCGGGCCCGAGCGACGCUGGAGCGAGGUGCAACCCUCCUCUCUCCAUACACGGCCCCAGGGCCCAUGACGUAUUCCCCGCCACCGGGGAGGUGA
Messenger RNA from Penicillium cinerascens, 1032 nucleotides. RefSeq names its product DUF614 domain protein. The coding region runs from base 1 to 1032 and encodes 343 amino acids. Lineage: Eukaryota; Fungi; Ascomycota; Eurotiomycetes; Eurotiales; Aspergillaceae. The record is from RefSeq and is a predicted model, not a curated record. The transcript has 2 exons.